GGCGUUGGCGUUGGCGUUGGCGUUACAAUGCCGACCCGCAAGAACCUUAUUUUUUAUUUUUGGUGGUAGAAGACAAAGAAAACAUUCAAAAUGAAAGAACACAAAAGUAAUCACACUCUCUUAAGUCUUAACUUCUGUAUUAAAUAAUAAACCUGAUCCUAAUUCUACUCAACAGCAAAUCCUAAUUCUCCUUCUAUGGCAUCGUCAUAUCUUUCUUUCGCUUCAAAGCUCUCUUUUCUCCAUAACGGAAACUACAAAAACGAUGCCGUUGGAAGGAACUUGCUGUUUGAUAACCCAAAUUCGUACAAGUGGAACCGGAAAUUCAGUGAUUCUUGUUUUUCGAAGACGCGAUGCUCCGGCGUUGGAGUAACACGCGCCGCCUCCACGACGGAGGCAGUGGUGGAUAACAAUCGAGUUUCGAAAGAGGAUAGUAGAGUUCUAAGAGUUGGUUUGGUUUGUGGAGGUCCUUCUGCUGAGCGUGGGAUUUCCCUCAACUCUGCUCGAUCAGUACUUGAUCACAUAGAGGGGGAUGAUUUGCAAGUGAGCUGCUAUUAUAUUGACUAUGAUAUGAAUGCAUUCGCUAUAUCAUCUGCUCAGGUAUAUUCAAAUACUCCGGCGGAUUUUGAUUUUAAGCUUGAAAGCCUUGCCAAAGGUUUUUCGUCGUUGGAUGAAUUUGCAGAACAUCUUGCUGCUUCUGUGGAUAUAGUGUUCCCUGUUAUUCAUGGCCGGUUUGGUGAAGAUGGUGGAAUUCAGGAGUUGCUGGAAAGGCAUAAUGUUCCAUUUGUUGGCACAGGAUCUCGUGAGUGUCGUAAAGCAUUUGAUAAGUAUGAUGCCUCCUUGGAACUCAGCAAACAAGGAUUCAUAACUGUACCUAGUUUUCUAGUCCAGGGAAGUGAAAUUGAGGAAUGUGAAUUAUCCAAGUGGUUCACAAGCAAUCAAUUGGACCCUAACUCUGGGAAAGUUGUGGUAAAGCCAGCUAGAGCUGGAUCAAGUAUUGGAGUUACAGUUGCUUAUGGUGUUUCUGAUUCUCUUAAAAAAGCAAAUGAUCUCAUUUCAGAGGGGAUAGAUGAUAAAAUCCUUGUUGAAAUAUUUCUCGAAGGAGGGAGCGAGUUUACAGCAAUUGUCCUUGAUGUGGGAUCUGGUUUUGAUUGUCACCCUGUUGUUCUACUGCCAACUGAGGUGGAGAUUCAAUUUCAUGGCAGUGUUGAUGUGAGAGAAGAAGAUGCAAUUUUCAAUUACCGAAGGAAGUAUCUUCCAACACAACAGGUAGCUUAUCACACUCCACCUCGUUUUCCUCUCAAAGUAAUUGAAAAUAUUCGAGAAGGAGCAUCUAUUUUAUUCCGUCAACUCGGUCUACGUGAUUUUGCUCGGAUUGAUGGAUGGUUUUUGCCUAAUUCCAUGCAUGCAUUAUCAUCUUCAGCUGGAAAAUUUGGAAGGACUGAAUUGGGCACAAUAAUAUACAAUGACAUUAACCUGAUUAGUGGAAUGGAGCAGACCAGUUUUCUUUUUCAGCAAGCUUCAAAGGUUGGAUUCUCUCAUUCUAACAUUCUUCGAAGUGUUAUUCAUCGUGCUUGCUUGCGGUUCCCCAAUCUUGCAUCACACAACGAAGUAUCAGCUCAUUUGCCAAGAAGAUCGAAAUCCUUGCCAUUUGAUGAAGCAUUUAACAAACGGGAGGGUAUUCGUAAAAUUUUUGUCUUGUUUGGAGGAGACACUUCAGAGCGGCAAGUAUCUCUUAUGAGUGGAACAAAUGUUUGGCUUAACUUGCUGGCAUUUGAUGAACUUGAUGUGACUCCUUGUUUACUUGCCCCCUCAGACGACCAUUCUGAUGAUGGUUCCAGAGUGGUUUGGUCAUUGCCUUACUCUCUUGUGCUGAGACACACUACAGAGGAAGUUCUUGACGCUUGCAUAGAAGCUAUCGAACCAGCUCAGGCCGCGCUGACUUCUCAUUUGCGCAACCAAGUGAUGAAUGACCUCAUGGAAUGUCUGAAGAAGCAUAGUUGGUUUACAGGGUUUGACAUAGCUGAUGAACAGCCUGUUAGAUAUUCAUUAGAGAAGUGGAUCAAGCUUGCCAAAGAAGUUCAGGCAACAGUUUUCAUUGCAGUGCAUGGAGGCAUUGGUGAAGAUGGUACACUUCAGUCUUUACUGGAGUCUGAAGGAGUUCCUCAUACAGGUCCUGGUGCGGCAGCUUCGAAGACUUGCAUGGACAAAGUUGCAACAUCACUCGCUCUUAGUCAUCUUGCAGAUUUGGGAGUUCUUACCAUAAACAAAGAUGUGCGCAGAAAAGAGGAUUUGCUGAAUAUGCCUGCACUAGAGAUUUGGGAUGAGCUGAUCUCAAAGCUUCAGUGUGAAACAUUAUGUGUUAAACCAGCAAGGGAUGGAUGCUCAACUGGGGUUGCAAGAUUAUGCUGCGUGGAAGACCUUGCAGUGUAUAUAAAAGCUUUGAAGGAUUGCCUUCUCCGGAUACCACCUGAUAGUUUCUCAAAGUCACAUGGAAUGAUUGAGAUGCCAAGCCCUCCUCCAGAGCGUUUGAUCUUUGAACCUUUUAUUGAGACUGAUGAGAUUGUUGUCUCAUCCAAAUCUGGGGGUGAAAAGGCACAAGGCCUUGUGUGGAAAGGAAACAGUCGAUGGGUAGAAAUUACAGUUGGUGUUAUAGGAACUCUUGGAUCAAUGCGCUCACUGAGCCCUAGUGUUACUGUUAAGGAAACUGGUGAUAUUUUAUCACUUGAAGAGAAAUUUCAAGGUGGAACCGGCAUCAAUCUUACUCCUCCACCGGCAUCAAUUGUUAGUAACGAGGCGUUGGAGAGGUGCAAACAUCGUAUUGAAUUGAUUGCAAACACUCUGCAAUUAGAAGGAUUUUCACGAAUAGAUGCUUUUCUUAAUGUUGAUAGUGGAGAGGUGCUGAUUAUAGAGGUCAAUACUGUUCCUGGAAUGACUCCUUCCACUGUCCUUAUUCAUCAGGCGCUAGCAGAACAACCUCCCAUGUAUCCUCACAAAUUCUUUCGUACGUUGCUUGAUUUAGCAUCAGAGAGGAUCAUAUAGAAUUUAGCUGUGCUCGAUUAGCUUCAAGUCUUGCAAGAACCCAGCAUCAUUGUAUGUUGUUUGGGAUGGUGCUUUGAAACAGUAAAAUUAAGAAAUCACAUCCAUGGUUCCUCCCUCUAUUUGAUCAUGUAUAUUAUUACAUACUCUUCUUCCUUCAGUUGUCACCUAUAUUUCUUGCCUAAAAA
This is a messenger RNA of Populus trichocarpa (black cottonwood), 3224 nucleotides long. RefSeq lists its product as uncharacterized. The record is from RefSeq and is a predicted model, not a curated record. Gene Ontology annotation, molecular function: metal ion binding; ATP binding; D-alanine-D-alanine ligase activity. Lineage: Eukaryota; Viridiplantae; Streptophyta; Magnoliopsida; Malpighiales; Salicaceae. Gene Ontology annotation, biological process: peptidoglycan biosynthetic process. Gene Ontology annotation, cellular component: chloroplast. The transcript is spliced from 24 exons. The coding region runs from base 196 to 3039 and encodes 947 amino acids.